This is a messenger RNA of Schistosoma mattheei, 1371 nucleotides long. The record is from the annotation of a GenBank genome assembly. Lineage: Eukaryota; Metazoa; Platyhelminthes; Trematoda; Strigeidida; Schistosomatidae.
AUGCCGCGCGAUAUUAUUACUUUGCAACUAGGACAAUGUGGGAACCAAAUUGGGAUGGAGUUUUGGAAGCAGCUGUGCGCUGAACAUGGAAUCAGUCCUGAAGGUACACUUGAAGAAUUCGCAACAAGUGACGCUGACCGCAAAGAUGUCUUUUUCUACCAGGCAGAUGAUGCUCAUUAUAUUCCUCGUGCUGUGUUACUGGACUUAGAACCCCGUGUAAUCAAUACAAUAUUAUCUUCACCUUAUGCUCGACUUUACAAUCCAGAAAAUGUAUAUUUAUCUAAACAUGGAGGUGGUGCCGGUAAUAAUUGGGCAGCUGGAUACACACAAGCCGAAGGAAGUGAUAGCUUAGAGGGCUUCGUAAUGACUCACUCUAUCGCUGGAGGAACAGGGUCUGGGAUGGGUUCAUUUAUUCUUGAACGUCUUAAUUCACACUUCCCAAAAAAACUUAUUCAAACGUAUUCAGUAUUCCCAAAUCUAGAAGAAACUAGUGAUGUUGUUGUUCAACCUUAUAACAGUUUGUUAACACUGAAACGUCUCACUUUGAAUGCUGAUUGUGUGGUUGUUCUAGAUAAUACUGCUCUGCAUCGUAUAGCUACUGAUCGUUUGCAUAUUGAGAAUCCAUCAUUUGCACAAAUCAAUCAGCUGGUCUCCAAAGUGAUGUCUGCUAGUACGGCUACACUUCGUUAUCCAAGCUAUAUGAAUAAUGAUUUAAUUGGCUUAAUAGCUCCACUAACUCCAACUCCACGAUUGCAUUUCUUAAUGACUGGUUAUACCCCGUUAACAACAGAUACUGAAGUUCCAACUAUUCGACGGACAACUGUAUUCGAUGUAAUGAGACGUUUAUUACAGCCAAAAAAUAUGAUGGUCUCCACUCCAACACAGCGCGGUGUCAGUCAUUGUUAUGUUUCUAUACUAAAUAUAAUCCAAGGAGAUGUCGAUCCUACUGAAGUACAUAAAUCACUACAGAGAAUUCGAGAACGCCGUAUGGCUCAGUUUAUACCUUGGGGUCCAGCUAGCAUUCAAGUUGCUCUGUCUAGGCGAUCUCCAUAUGUUCAGACACCACAUCGUGUUAGUGGUCUUUUACUUGCAAAUCAUACAAGCAUAUCAACUCUUUUCCUACGUACCUUAGCUCAGUAUGAUAAGUUACGUACUCGUGGUGCUUUUAUUGAACAAUUCCGUAAGGAAGAUGUAUUUCGUGAUGAUCCAGAAUUAAAAGAAUUUUCUGACAGUAGACAAGUUGUUCAUAAUUUAAUUGAAGAGCAUAGUGCAGCAACUCGAUCUGAUUACAUUCAUUGGGGUGCUCAACGUGCUGCCGCAGUAGCUGCAACACAAGCAGCGGCUGCGGCAGCCGCCAAUUCAAAUUCUUGA